Molecule: messenger RNA, 780 nt
Organism: Acanthosepion pharaonis
Lineage: Eukaryota; Metazoa; Mollusca; Cephalopoda; Sepiida; Sepiidae
Source: the annotation of a GenBank genome assembly
AUGCUGAUUGAUUGUAUAUAUGAAGGAGGCUAUAGUAUAUAUCAGCCUCGAUAUUACAUCCUCCUACUCUCUCUCUCUCUCUCUCUCUCUUUCACACCUCCCUCUCCUCCCUCCCAUCCUUGCUCCCUCUCUCCUCCUCCCUCCCUCUCCUCCCUCCCUCCUCCCUCCCAUCCUUGCUCCCUCUCAUCCUCCCUCCCAUCCUUGCUCCUUCUCAUCCUCCCUCCCAUCCUUGCUCCUUCUCAUCCUUCCUCCCUCCCUCCCAUCCUCCUCCCUCCCAUCCAUCCUCCUCCCUCCCCCUCUCCCCUUCCCUCUCCCCACUCCCCUUCCCUCUCCCCCCCUCCCUUCCCUCUCCCCCCCUUCCCUCCCCUCCCCUUCCUCCCCCUCCCCUUCCCUCUCUUCCCUCUCUCUCUCCCUCCCUCUCUCUCUCUCCUUCCUUUCUCCCUCUCUCUCUCCUUUCUCUCUCUCCUUCCUUCCUCUCUCUCUCUCCUUCCUUUCUCUCUCUCCCUCCCUCUCUCCUUCCCUUCCUCUUCCUCUCACUCGUUAUAUCAGCACUUAUCUGUUCGAACUCUUAUUUUUGUUCUUCCCAUAUUUCCAGAUUUCUCUUUCCAUUAUUGUUGCUCCAUAUUUAUUUCCUAUAAUUAUGUGCCUUUGUCGUUGUUUCGCAUGAAUUAUGGCUUCGCUUUCUCGUUGUCUCGCUUUGGUCUUCAUUUUAACUUUGCAGCGAAUCUCAUCCAUUAUUUUUCGCCCAAAAUUACUGACGGCAUUCCGACCACGCACUAA